Molecule: messenger RNA, 2839 nt
Organism: Nicrophorus vespilloides
Lineage: Eukaryota; Metazoa; Arthropoda; Insecta; Coleoptera; Silphidae
Gene: Cdc5
Product: cell division cycle 5-like protein
Exons: 6
Coding region: 145-2754 (869 amino acids)
Biological process (GO): mRNA splicing, via spliceosome; regulation of transcription by RNA polymerase II
Cellular component (GO): spliceosomal complex; Prp19 complex
Molecular function (GO): RNA polymerase II transcription regulatory region sequence-specific DNA binding; DNA-binding transcription factor activity, RNA polymerase II-specific
Source: RefSeq, a predicted model, not a curated record
UCGUAUACAGAAUUUUUGACAGAACCUAAAAACGGAUUCAGUAAACGUUUGUUUCAGUUUGUUUGUUAAUUAAUAAAUAGAAAUAAAUAACGUAAAAGUGUUCAAUAGUUGUGUUUAUCAAAGAGAAAAGAAUUCAGCGCAAAAAUGCCGCGGAUUAUGAUAAAGGGAGGUGUGUGGAGGAACACGGAGGAUGAAAUUCUGAAGGCGGCUGUUAUGAAAUAUGGCAAAAACCAGUGGUCCCGAAUUGCCUCUCUGCUUCACAGGAAAUCAGCAAAACAAUGCAAGGCUCGUUGGUUUGAGUGGCUGGAUCCAAGCAUCAAGAAGACAGAAUGGUCUAGAGAAGAGGAAGAGAAGUUGCUGCAUCUUGCUAAGCUCAUGCCCACCCAAUGGAGAACUAUUGCUCCAAUCAUUGGAAGAACAGCAGCACAGUGCUUGGAAAGAUAUGAAUAUUUACUUGAUCAAGCUCAAAAGAAGGAGGAUGGUGAAGAUGUUUCUGAUGAUCCAAGAAAACUCAAACCUGGUGAAAUUGAUCCAAAUCCAGAAACUAAACCAGCCAGGCCAGAUCCAAAAGAUAUGGAUGAAGAUGAGUUGGAAAUGUUGUCUGAAGCAAGAGCCAGGUUAGCUAAUACACAGGGUAAAAAGGCUAAACGUAAGGCACGUGAAAAGCAAUUGGAAGAAGCCCGGCGAUUGGCUGCGUUGCAGAAGAGGCGCGAACUUCGCGCUGCGGGUAUCGAAGUCAAUCCGCGCAAGAAAAAGAAACGAGGCGUUGAUUAUAAUGCUGAAAUACCGUUCGAGAAGUUGCCAGCUAUUGGUUUCUAUGAUACUUCAAAAGAAGUAGUUGAUCCAAUGGCACCAGAUUUCCUGAAGAUGAGACAACAGAAUUUGGAUGGAGAAACAAGAAGCGAAAUUGAAGAACGGGAAAGAAGAAAUGAUAAACAAAAGUUGAAGGAGAAGAAGGAAAAUGAUAUCCCACUGGCAAUGUUGCAAAAUGAGGAGCCGGCUAAGAAAAGGUCCAAGUUGGUUUUGCCGGAACCUCAGAUUUCUGAUCAAGAGUUACAGCAGGUCGUGAAAUUGGGCAGAGCUAGUGAAGUGGCACGCGAAGUUGCGUUGGAAAGCGGAGAGGCUACGACGGAUACGUUGUUGAACGAUUACACUAUUACGCCGGAAGUUGCAGCUACACCUAGGACACCUGCUCCACAAACUGAUCGUAUCAUGCAGGAAGCCCAAAAUAUGAUGGCUUUGACUCACGUAGACACUCCUUUGAAGGGAGGAGUUAACACGCCUUUACACAAUUCAGAUUUCAGCUCUGUAAUACCGCAAAGCCAGAACCUAGCCACACCUAACACAGUUUUAGCAACUCCAUUUAGAAGUACUAGAAGCGACGGUGGGAAUACACCCAGCACUGUUGGUUUCAUGACACCUAAAAGUGGUGCUGUAGUUCCGGUAGGUCCUUCUGGUAGUUACACUCCAACACCAAUAAGAGAUAAGUUAAAUAUCAACCCAGAAGAUGCCAUAGACAUAGGCGAAACUCCAGCUGCUCAACUGUCGUUCCAACAGUCACGCAAAGAUCAAUUGAGAGCAGGAUUGAGCACUUUACCGGAACCUAAGAACGAUUAUGAAAUUGUAGUACCGGAGCAUGAAGAAGAAGUUGCGGAGACUGUCAAGGAAUUGUCGGUGGAAGAUCAGGCGGACGUAGAUGCGCGACUCCAAGAAGAGAUGAGAAUAAAACUAGCUAAAGAAUUAGCUUUAAGAUCGCAUGUUAUUCAGAGGGAUUUCCCAAGACCGCAAGACGUGAACUUGUCCGUUCUAAGACCAGCGCACGAGUCGCAUUCUUUGACGGAACUGCAAAAAGCAGAAGAGUUAAUUAAAAGAGAGAUGGUUACUAUGUUGACAUAUGACAAUUUGAAAAAUCCCAUAGCUCCAAUUCAAGGUAAAAGGCAAACUGUUUCUCAAGCGCAGCAAUUGGCGUAUUUAGAGCAAUACUCAUACGAAGAUAUUACUAAAGAGGAACUUGAUGAAGCGCGCGGUUCUUUAAACAAAGAAAUGGAAAUCGUAAGGCAAGGUAUGAAUCAUGGGGAUUUGUCUAUCGAAUCUUACACGCAAGUCUGGGAGGAGUGCUUAAGCCAAGUACUAUUCUUGCCCAAUCAGAAUAGGUACACUAGGGCGAAUUUGGCGAGUAAAAAGGAUCGUCUGGAGUCGGCGGAAAAACGAUUGGAGCAGAACAGAAAUCAUAUGUCACGCGAGGCUAAAAGGGCGGCGAAGAUGGAGAAGAAGCUUCGCAUUUUGACAGGAGGAUAUCAAUCCAGAGCUCAAGCCUUGAUCAAACAAUUGACCGAUUUAUACGAUCAAGUGGAUCAAUCGCAAUUGGAACUAAAUACAUUCCAGUUCUUGCAGGAGCAAGAGAAGGCCGCACUUCCGAGAAGAAUUCAGUCGUUAAAUGAAGACGUAAAUAGGCAGAUGGAGCGGGAGAAAGGUUUGCAGACAAAAUAUGGAGACUUGCAAGAGGAAAUCAGAGAACAUCAAAAUUCCCAAAUCAUUAACGGUGAAGUAGCACCUGAUGAUAUGAUGGAAACAGUCGAGAUAAAUGACGAGCCUGCUGCAGAUAAUCAAGAGGACAGCGGUAGCGUUGAAGAAAUUAAUGAAGUUGAAGACGAACAAACUGAGCAGACCAACGACGAUGAAUCAGAAGACAAGGUGCAGGAGCAGGAGGUCCAAGAAAUAGUGGAUGAUGACGAAGACACACAAGAUAAUUGAACAGUUUAUUGUAGAAAGGUAUUUUAAUUUUAUAACGUUGAAUUGAGUAAAGAUAAUAAUAAUAAUAAAAAGAGAUAUCACAGUU